AAUUCGUCCUCGGUUCCUACCUCUCCUCCUCUCGCGUCUGGUUCUAUGUUGCUCGUCCUCGCUCGAAUUCGUCCGUCGUUUAGAGUAGAAGAAUCGCUUCUGAUUCGUUCGAUUCUGCUCGUCCUCAGUUCCUCUGUUCUGAACCGCGUCUGAUUCAAUUGGUUUUGCUCGUCCUCGAUUCGACCGUUUAGAUAGAAAUCGCAUCCGGUUUGACUUGCUCGUCCUCGCCGUCGUCGUCAGUUCAGAGUCGCGUGUGAUUUGAUUCUUGCUCGUCCUCGCUGUCGUCGUCAGUUCAGAGUCGCGUGUGAUUUGAUUCUUGCUCGUCCUCGCCGUCGCCCUGAUGCUCUCGCGUGUUCUUGGGGACGUCUCGUCGGGGGUCUGCGACUCUGGGAGGAAGCGAGCGGUCUGUCGGUCGGUUUGGGUCACCGUCUGGUUGCGAACUAACAAGUCCGUUUGAGAAACUUCUGUUCCUGCGUUCCGUGUUCACGGUGGAGCGAUGGUUCCUGCGUUUACUUCUGUUCCUGCGCUUCUGUUAUCUGACGAUCAUGCGUUUCGUGUUCGCGUCGGGGCGACGGUGUGCGGUUCUGGUUUCGAAAUUGGAGCAGUGUCAAAUCCGUUCCUCUGUUCCAUCACCUGCGUUGUUCGUCCUCUGUCGAUUCUUGUUCUACCGGCAGGCGUGUGUGCUCCCAUACUAGAUGCAGAGAAUCUUGUUCUUGUCUGUUACGGUUGUUCUGAUGCUGUUUUUUCCAACUUGUUUCUUGCUAUCAUGCUUUGCUUAUGUUCCAAUAUAUGAUGUUGUGUGUUCAACUUGUUUCUUGUUAUCAUGCUUUGCUUAUGUUCCAAUAUAUGAUGAUUUGUGUUCAGGGGUGCAAACGAUGUAGGCCGUGGGUACCGUGAUGUGAGGCUUCUCUCCUCCUGAUAAAUUAGGAUGAUAGGCUGAGCAGAAAAGCCUGACUCUUGUAACAAUCACUUGCUUGGUUUCCACAUCUUUGCGUGGCCGAUUUGCAUCCAAUGCAUCAUAAUCACGUUUUCCCUGUUUGUUUUCAUAUCCAAUGCAUCCACACCCUUUUCCCUGUUUGUUUUCACUUCUUUUCCUAAUCAAUAAUCAUGUUUACCAUGGUGUUCGACAAUACUGCACUUCUACUGUUCUUUGUUCCCUUUUGAAGUUCACUGAUUCAAAUCUGAUGUGGCAGGUAGGAAUAUUGAUGUCACUUCUGUGUUAGUAUACUAGCCAUGGUGUGUUUUAUUCAAGUUACUAACCAUAUCUCUUACAAAUUUGCCUUGAGAUGCUACAUGUUUAUAUGGCAUGAUUGAUUGCUGUUUGUGUAUGGUUAUUAAGAUUGUUUGUUGUUUGUUGAUUGAUUGAUUGAUUGUUGUUUGCUGUUUGUUGAUUGAUUGAUUGAUUGAUUGAUUGUUGUUUGCUGUUUGUUGAUUGAUUGAUUGAUUGAUUGAUUGUUGUUUGUUGAUUGGUACUCCUGAUCAUAGGUAACAGACCUUGCACUAUUCUUUUUUCUGAAUUUUUUUGUGAUUAUAGGUAACAGACCUAGACAAUGCAUUUCCACUGUUCCUUGUUCCCUUUUCAAGUUCACUUAUUCAAAUCUGAUGUGGAAGGUAUGAAUAUUGAUAUCACUUCUGUGUUACUCGUAUACUAGCUAUGGUGUGUUUUAUUCAAGUUAUUAACCAUCUCUUACAAAUUUUCCUUGAGAUGGUACAUUUUUAUAUGGCGCGAUUGAUUGCUGUUUGUUGAAUGUGAACUCAUAUCUUGAUGAAUAAUCAUUUAGGCUAACUUGGUCUUGGUAGUUCCUGAUCAUAGGUAACACCCUAUUACUUGUUUAGUGUAGACUGAUUAUUCUUUUUUUCUGAACUUUAUUGUGAUUAUGUCUUCACAUUACACUACUCUCAGAUCCAUAUCGACAUGCCCAUGUUGUCUGAUAAGGAUAAAGAUGUUAUGAAAAAUGGGGCGCUCCAAACAAGAUUGACUUCCUCUCUCUUUCUUAUACAAGGCAUGCAGAAGAGGCAAGCACGGGAGUUCCUCUCAAAGUUGGUUAUCUUAGCCAAAACUCUGAUUUUUGCCAAAAUUGAGAAUGUGGAGCCUGCUGUUGUUACUCGUGUUGUGGACAGUAUGACGGACAACCUAAGGCUCACUCGUUUGGAGGCAACUGACGUGUCAAACGCGGUGCUGGACGGUAGUGAUGCCAUUCUCCUUGGUGCUGAGACUCUCCGUGGGUUGUAUACAGUUGAGACUAUUUCAACAGUAUGCAGAAUUGGUGCUGAGGCUGAGAAGGUCUUCAACCAGGAUUUGUACUUCAAGCGAACCAUGAAAUACGUGGGAGAACCCAUGACCCACUUGGAGUCUAUUGCUUCCUCUUUAGUGCGGGCUGCUAUCAAAGCUAAUUGCCAAGUACAGGUCCACCAUGCCGUUCCUCGUCUAAAAACAAAUCAAUUGAAGUGGAGCUUCACAAGCGCAUUUGAAGCAAGACAAUCACUCAUAGUUAGAGGCCUCUUUCCCAUGCUUGCUGAUCCACGUCACCUGGCUGAAUCUACUAGCACUAGAAAUGAAUCAGUGUUGAAGGUUACUCUUGACCACUGCAAAGCAUCGGGUGUGAUCAAGUCGCAUGGCUUACCUUAGCCAGAAUUUCUAUAAGAAUGUUGCUCAUGUUACAUGCCUUGCUUUCUCUAGAACGAAGAUCUGGAUCACCCUCGCCCCUCUAGAGAAAUCAGUUUACUCAUUCAAGUUCUGGAAAUUCUUUAUAGUAUUUUGAGUUACUUCGGUCUUGCAUAUAUUAGCUUUCUGUUUGUGCCCCUAUCUAUGUAUGUUUCUUGUGUGCAAGUGCUCCAAUCUGUGUGUGUGACUAUGGGUGGCUUGACUCUGUGUGUGUGGCUUGACUGUGUGUGUGACUCUGUGUGGCUUGACUGUCUGUGUGCUUGACUCUGUUUGUGUGACUCUGUGUGUGCUUGACUCUGUGUGUGUGUGAAUGUUGCAUUUGCUUGAUGGUGUGGCCUGUAUGCUUGAAUGUUUUUGUGUGACUCUGUGUGUGCUUGACUCUGUGUGUGUGUGUGAAUGUUGCAUUUGCUUGAUGGUGUGGCCUGUAUGCUUGAAUGAUGAUUGGUGUGGUUUAACACUGCCUUUGCCGGUCCCAAGCCCGGAUGUGAAAAUGUGGAGGGAGCUGCAUUUACCUCCUUUGUAUUAUAUAUAUAUUCACCUUCUGAAUUUUGUGGCUGAUGGCAUUCUAGUUUACCUAGAUGGUUAGCUUGUUAAUUAGUUUUGUGCAUGUAAGACUUGAAGUGUUUAGUUUCUAUGCAUGAUAAAUGGUUUUGUUGUGCACCUUUUUAAAGAUGUGGCCCGUUUUCCCCUCUAUUUUUCUCUUUUGGAUGUUAACUAGCAUUUGCUGUGUUUCUGAAUUGAUUAUCUCUUGUAAGAUAUGGUUAGCAUAUAUAGUUCAGAGAUAAAUGUCUUUGUUUGCAGCAGUACAUUUUAUUCAUUCCAAUGGUGAUUUUACUACUGGUUUUUGUGUGUUGGAACUCUUGCGGAAGUUCUCUGUACCCCCACUACCAAUGUAUUAUGUAUUUCAGUGUCCUUUUGUACUAGAAUAUCACUGAAGCCAGUGUUUUAUUUGAGAUGAGUGAUGUGAUUACAUUGUACCAGACAUGCGACUGCAGCAGCUCAGUGUAUGAGUAUGUGCCCUGCAACAGCAAUUAUCUAGUUACUUUAACAGGACUAGCUACUUUUGAACAAUCAGGUAGUUCACACUUCACAGUAUGCAGUUCUACUUAUAUUGAGCUUCUUCAUUUCCUAGAUGCAACAGGUUGUCCAUGUUGUGUGUUUCAAUUCUUUGAUUCACCUGUAUUUUCAUUUCAGCAGGUUGUCCAUGUUGUGUGUUCCAUAUGGAUUAGACGCCGUCGACUACUUUGUCUUCAAUGCCGUGGCUCCUCGUUGGGUCUUUAGUACUUCUGCUGUGUAUUCAGUUUUUAAUCCCUGUUACGUGUGAUGCUCUUUGUUUCUGUGUAAUUUGAACCCCUGUUGUGCUCUUGUGAGCGGUGUCUCUACUCGUGUGGACACAGAUGAUUGGAACCGCGAUUUUGAGCUGUGAUUCUUCUAGCGAGGCAAGCAUUAUUUCAGCGGUGUUUCCGUGCGAUUUUGAACCAUGAUUGUGAAAACGUUGCGUGAAUAUUUAUUGCCAAUCGUGUGUCGUGCCAAUGCUGCCUUUGGUUGAUUGUGUGGCUUGUUGCUUAGCUGAAUGAUUGGUUGUAGUGUUUGCUAAACUUAUU
Molecule: messenger RNA, 4269 nt
Organism: Triticum aestivum (bread wheat)
Lineage: Eukaryota; Viridiplantae; Streptophyta; Magnoliopsida; Poales; Poaceae
Product: pyruvate kinase 1, cytosolic
Exons: 11
Coding region: 1916-2629 (237 amino acids)
Biological process (GO): glycolytic process
Molecular function (GO): pyruvate kinase activity; potassium ion binding; magnesium ion binding
Source: RefSeq, a predicted model, not a curated record